Molecule: messenger RNA, 564 nt
Organism: Acanthosepion pharaonis
Lineage: Eukaryota; Metazoa; Mollusca; Cephalopoda; Sepiida; Sepiidae
Source: the annotation of a GenBank genome assembly
AUGUAUCUUUCAUCGUAUCUAUCUCAGUCACUCUCACUUGUUUUUUGUCCGUAUCUAUCUCAGUCUCACUCUCUCUAUAUAUAUUUCUUUGUCCGUAUCUAUCUCAGUCUCACACUCUCUAUAUAUAUUUCUUUGUCCGUAUCUAUCUCAGUCUCACUCUCUCUAUAUAUAUUUCUUUGUCCGUAUCUAUCUCAGUCUCACACUCUCUCUCUCUAUUUCUUUGUCCGUAUCUAUCUCAGUCUCACACUCUCUCUCUCUAUUUCUUUGUCCGUAUCUAUCUCAGUCUCACACUCUCUCUCUCUAUUUCUUUUUCCGUAUCUAUCUCAGUCUCACACUCUCUCUCUAUUUCUUUGUCCGUAUCUAUCUCAGUCUCACACUCUCUCUCUCUAUUUCUUUUUCCGUAUCUAUCUCAGUCUCACACUCUCUCUAUUUCUUUGUCAGUAUUUAUCUCACUCUCUCUUUAUUUCUUUGUCCGUAUUUAUCUCACUCUCUCUCUUUCUUCAUAAUCUAUCUCACUCUCUCUCUUUCUUCAUAAUCUAUCUCACUCUCUCUCUUUCUUCAUAA